Oryzias melastigma (Indian medaka) is the source of this 3076-nucleotide messenger RNA. RefSeq names its product DnaJ (Hsp40) homolog, subfamily C, member 10 (gene dnajc10). The record is from RefSeq and is a predicted model, not a curated record. Lineage: Eukaryota; Metazoa; Chordata; Actinopteri; Beloniformes; Adrianichthyidae. The transcript is spliced from 25 exons. The coding region runs from base 146 to 2533 and encodes 795 amino acids.
CUUUUAUUUUGAAAGGCAGGGACGGAAGUAGCUGUGUUUAGACGGCGCUUGAUACCGGCGCUAGCCGGAUGCUGAUGCGGAUCUGCAGACUUCUAGAAGUUUGGACAGCUCAUAGGUCGUGGUGGUUCUUGGUGGAGACCUGGUGAUGAAGAACCGGUCGUGCCUCGGGGUCCUGCGGCCUGUCCAGCUGGCGCGGCUCACGCUGCUGCUCCUCAUCCUCCUGCUGGAUGCAGCUGCUGCUGAAGGAACGUCGGACUACUACGACCUGCUGGGGAUCAGCAGAGACGCCACCACCAGAGAGAUCCGGCAAGCGUUCAAGAAGCUGGCUCUCACCAUGCACCCCGACAAAAACCCGGGUGACCCGUCAGCUCACGAGAAGUUCCUGAAGGUGAACCGUGCUUACGAAGUUCUAAAAGAUGAAGAUCUGAGGAAAAAGUAUGAUAAGUAUGGAGAAAAAGGUCUGGAUGAGCAGCAGGGAGGACGCUACGAGAGCUGGAACUAUUACAGAUACGACUUUGGUAUCUAUGAUGACGAUCUGGAAAUUAUCACUCUGGACAGUGGAGACUUUGAGGCGGCAGUGAACUCUGGAGAACUCUGGUUUGUCAACUUCUACUUUCCACGCUGCUCACACUGUCACCAGCUGGCUCCUACGUGGAGGGAGUUUGCCAAAGAGAUGGAUGGAGUGAUCCGGAUCGGGGCAGUAAACUGCGGAGACAACAACCAUCUCUGCAGGAGGAAAGGCGUCACCAGCUACCCGAGCCUCUACAUUUACAGAGCGGGACAGAGACCAGAGAAGUUUAAUGGAGAGCGCACCAAAGACAACCUGGUUGGUUUUGCCAUGCAGUUCCUCACCACCACCAUCACUCAGCUCUGGCAGGGGAAUGUCUUCAGUGAGAUUGAGAACGCGUUUUCGUCGGGGCUGGGAUGGCUGAUCACCUUCUGCUCCGACACCGGCGAUUGUCUGGAGCCAAGAACGAGACAGAAGCUGGCAGGAAUGUUGGAAGGUCUGGUGAAGGUGGGAUGGAUAGACUGCACCGUUCAGCCACAGCUCUGUGACAGCUUCCAGGUGUCGAGUGGAGCGACAGCCUUUUUCCCCCCUGGAAGCUCUCUGGAUAAAGAAGGCAGUGUACUGUGGAUCAAGACUCUGGACAGUAAAGAGAUUUACAACCAGGUCCUGAACCAUCUCCCAGGUCUGAAGCUGCUGACUGCAAAUAGCUUUGAGGAGAAACUGGCCCGUCACCGCUGGCUGAUCAGCUUCACGUUUGGGGACAGAAGUUCCACCUCAAAUGAGUACAAGAAGCUCCAAGCAUUUCUGCGGAAUGACCACAUACAGGUCGGCAGAAUGGACUGCGUCUCCGACUCUGAGUUGUGUCACUCUCUCUACAUCCACAAACCCUGUGUGGCGGUUUUCAAAGGUCUGGGGAUCCAUGACUUUGAGAUCCACCAUGGGAAAGAUGUGUUGUACAACAUCGUGGCCUUCGCUAAGGACAGCGUCCGGGCCCAUGUGACGACUCUGAGGCCGGACAACUUCCCCUCUGACAGGAAAGAGCCCUGGCUGGUGGAUUUCUUUGCUCCGUGGUGCCCCCCAUGUCGGGCCUUACUGCCCGAGCUGAGAAAGGCCUCAAUCCAGCUGGCUGGACAGAUCAAGUUUGGUACUCUGGACUGCACCAUCCACCACGACCUCUGCUCUACGUACAACAUCCAGGCUUACCCCACCACAGUCAUCUUCAACGGCUCCUCUGUUCACGAGUAUGAAGGGCAUCACUCUGCCGACGGCAUCCUGGAGUUCAUACAGGACCUGGUCAGUCCGUCUGUGCUGGUUCUGGAUCCCUCCAGUUUCAAAGAGAGGGUGAAAGGUCGAGACGAGGGGCAGACCUGGGCGGUGGACUUCUACGCCCCCUGGUGUGGUCCCUGUCAAGCCUUGAUGCCGGAGUGGCGGCGCAUGGCUCGGCUGGUUGCCGGUCAGAUCCUGGUCGGUUCAGUCGACUGCCAGCGCUUUCAGACCUUCUGCCAGAGCCAGGGGGUGAGGGGGUACCCCGAGAUCCGCCUGUACCCCGGCAACACGCUGCAGCCCAACCGCUACAUGUCCUACAACGGCUGGCACAGAGACGCACACUCGCUCAGAGCCUGGGCCCUCAGUUCUUUACCCAGAGCCUCGGUGGAUCUGACUCCAGAAACCUUCAGAUCAAAGGUUCUGUCGGGCCAGCAUCACUGGGUUCUGGAUUUCUACGCUCCCUGGUGUGGACCCUGUCAGCACUUUGCCCCAGAGUUUGAGGUUCUGGCCCGGAUGCUUAAAGGGGAGGUCCGAGCAGGAAAGGUGGACUGUCAGGCUCAUUAUCAGACCUGCCAGUCAGCUGGAAUCACAGCUUACCCGACUGUUAAGUUUUACCCUUACCUGGGAUCACAGAAGAGGCAGCAGUCGAGUGGAGAGCCCAUCAACAGCCGGGACGCCAACACCAUUUCUGACAUCAUCAGACAGCGGCUAAAACAGUUGUCCCCACGCCCACACAGCACACCAAAGGAUGAGCUCUGACGGAGGCGGCGUGGUGAGGCUGAGCGGCAGAUUGGUCAGGGAGGGGUGUCUGUGGUCUGAUGUGAUGAGUCGGGGCGCUCUUGUGCACGUACAGACUGUUAGCCACUGUGCACUUCAUGGUGAUGAACACUCCUGCCUUGACUUCUUUGGUUUCUUCUUGUCUCCAUUGUUUGUAUUUACUCCAUGAAGUAAAGCUGUGGGACACUGAGGGUUACGUUACUGAGGCAGACACAUGAAAUUCUGCUUUCUUUUUAUCGUUGGAACUAUAUAAAAUAGUGUUUCUGUUAAAGAUAAAAGGUUAAUCUUCUAUUGGAUUUUUUAAGUCACUGAAAGAACUACAAGGUUCUAACCAAAGAAAGUUUCUGGCAACUAUUAUUUUAAGCAAACGCUCCAGACUUUCUAAUCUUCCAUGUUCAUUUCUGGGUUUGUUUUGUAAGUAUUUAUUCUAAAAUGCUUUUGGUUUUCAGGUUUGAUAAAUGCCAACAUUUCAGGGUGCCUACUUUGUUCUAGUAUUCAUUUGUAAUAAAGCAACCAAUAAAAUCA